UUCAAAGUUGAAAGUCAAACGACACUGCGGCUCUUCCAGUAUGGCGGUCCUGGCAGGACGCAGAGCCCUAUGGCAAGCCUUCCGCCUGCAAGCAGCGGACCGGGACAGCGCGUCCAGGCUGGCGUCUGCCCUCUCCUGCUCCAGACACUAUGUUAUUACCAGCCCGCACUGUGCUCGCACUAGUGGCCACGGAGCAGCAGCACGACACUACAGCUCCGACAGCAAGGAUGACUUGCGCGUCAGGUACUUGGACGACGAAGACACCGGUAUUGUUGUCGUUGGGAUAAAUCGUCCAAAAGCCAAAAAUGCCAUAAGCAAAAACCUUGUCAAAAUGAUGUUUGACACUGUGGAGGAUAUCAAGAAGAAUAACAAAGUGCGUAGUGUGAUUUUAUGCAGUUUGGUUCCUGGUAUCUUCUGUGCAGGUGCAGACCUGAAGGAGAGAGCCAAGAUGCACCAGAGUGAAGUGGGACCGUUUGUAUCCAAAGCAAGAGCCCUCAUCACAGAGCUAGGUAACUUGCCAGUACCCACAAUUGCUGCAAUUGAUGGAGCUGCCCUAGGCGGAGGCUUGGAAAUGGCCCUUGCUUGUGACAUCAGAAUUUCUUCCAGUAAUGCAAAAAUGGGACUGGUGGAGACUAAACUCGCAAUUAUUCCUGGAGCAGGUGGUACACAGCGCCUGCCUAGGGCGAUUGGCGUCUCUCUUGCUAAGGAGCUCAUCUUUGCUGCACGGGUGGUUGAUGGAACAGAGGCGUGCCGCCUGGGUCUUGUCAAUCAUUCUGUGGAGCAGAAUAGCAGUGGAGAUGCUGCCUACCUACGGGCUCUGGACCUUGCUCGUGAGAUCAACCCUCAGGGUCCAAUUGCAAUAAGGAUGGCAAAACUGGCAAUCAACCAGGGAAUGGAGGUGGACUUGGCUACAGGUCUGGCAAUUGAAGACGCAUGCUAUGCCCAGGUGAUCCCUACUAAAGACCGCCUGGAAGGUUUGGCUGCCUUCAAGGAGAAGAGGCGUCCCCACUUCAAGGGGGAGUGAGGCCACACUCCAGAAACGACCUGCUUUCAGCUCUCCUACUGUUCUCUGCUUCCAACAUAUUUAUGGGUGAAACUGUACACAUCUAGACAUUAACCUGUGCAGUACCCAGAGGAUGCCUUGUUUGACAGCAGGACGUUAGGGUCCUUCUUUGCUGAUGUUUUUGCCAGUGAUUAAAGUGUAAACCACUUAACUGGGUGAGUCGACUAACUGCUUUAGGAUUUGAGAAAACAAGCAAACUAACCAAUCAUUGGCCACCGCUAAUAAUAAACCAUGAUCUACUUCCCAUGGUUAUUGCUGUUUACAGUAUGACUGGUGGAUAGUCACUAACAGCAGCCUCUUCAGUAACGAACCCGUCCUUAGUUCUGUGAAUCCUGCUCAUGAAUGAAGGGUUAUUAUUUUGGAUGGGAACAUUCUCUCCACAACACUACAGGUUUCUGCAUGAAGGCAUAGAACAGACAGAUUUUUUUCUUUACUAAUACUGGGAGGGUGGAGUUUUUAAUUUGAGACUAUGUUCAAGCUGUGAUGAUUCCUUACUUUAUUGCCUCUCUGUGGAGGAAUUGAUUAAAAACAACAAAACCCGAGUUGUCUCCUUUAUCUACAAGCCAGAGCUUAUUUUAUGAGAUCAAUCUCAUCGGUCUUUAACUGACCAGCUUUCCUAUGUUUUUUUGUUUUGUUUAGUUUUUUUAGAUUUUGGUAGACUGAUAUCAGUAAUAUUUUUAAAGAUGUUUUAAUCACAGAUAUUCACACGUGCCCACCAGAAUGAUUUUUAGAGAGACAGCAUUGCAAGUACACUGAUACGUAUGUCAGUGUUUCAUAAGAGCAUCCGUCCAUAGAUCAGCUGGAAAGGUCAAAGGAUUUGUGUGUUUUCAGUGGCUCUUGGCACACAUCUGUUGCUGGUAUCGAUUAUUAAUACAGGACAUUUGUGAAAAUGCAAUUAUUAAGACAAUAAAACAUUUCAGAAAUGUUUAUUAUUAAAAAUACAUUGUUUAGAUAGUCACAUAUUGCAAAGUUAUGAUUCUACAGUAUGCAGUGAUUUCUGAUUUUGCUUGGAUGGACUUCUCUUGUUCAGAUGGUACUUAAUUGGUAGUUUGCUCAUACUGAGGCCACUCACUGAUAUGAAGCAAACUGCUUUAACUGCUUUUCUGAACGAGACACUGUACUGUACUGUGUAAUAGUAAUGAAUAUAUUGGCAGAAUUUGCUUCGCAGGCUACAGCGUAAAUACGUCAACAAAUUCUUGCUGACCGGAUGCCUUGUUUACGGAAGUGUGCGUUCAUGUUUUUUUUUUUGACCCACUGUGUAUAACCACCGAGAGCAUUCAUUGCUGUGUCCACACAGUUGAAAGCCAUUCUGUUCAUUUCCUGCUGCUGUUUCAUUUGUACAAUGUGUGUCUUCAUUGAUGUUUUUUUUUUUAUGUAAACCAGUAUGAAGCCUCAAACUGCUUCUAUGAAACUGUAGAAUGGAACACAAAGUGAAGUGAGACCAUAUCACACAGCUACAAAUAAAACAACUGUCACACAGAAA
Mugil cephalus (flathead mullet) is the source of this 2546-nucleotide messenger RNA. RefSeq names its product AU RNA binding protein/enoyl-CoA hydratase (gene auh). Gene Ontology annotation, molecular function: enoyl-CoA hydratase activity. The record is from RefSeq and is a predicted model, not a curated record. The coding region runs from base 41 to 1024 and encodes 327 amino acids. The transcript has 10 exons. Gene Ontology annotation, cellular component: mitochondrion. Lineage: Eukaryota; Metazoa; Chordata; Actinopteri; Mugiliformes; Mugilidae. Gene Ontology annotation, biological process: fatty acid beta-oxidation.